Messenger RNA from Hyaloperonospora brassicae, 1017 nucleotides. The record is from the annotation of a GenBank genome assembly. Lineage: Eukaryota; Oomycota; Peronosporomycetes; Peronosporales; Peronosporaceae.
AUGAGCACCGAGCGACUCGAGGCGUGGCAGCGCUUGCCGUGCACGUCCUGUCAGCGCAGCUACAAGUUCUACUGUCCCAAGUGCAACAUACCAUUGGGUGCUCCAGAAGACGUGACUGUGCCUGCUCUUACGCUGCCGCUGCAGGUGCACGUAUGGUUUCAAGAUAAGAUCAAAAAGAGUACAGCACCUCACGCCAAGGUGCUGGCGCCACAGGACGUAGAGAUUCUGCCAUAUCCAGUCGCGAAAGAUCUAGCAGAUCGACUACAGUAUACGCGUGAGAGCGCUGUGGUGGUGUACCCAUCGUUUGCGGCUGAGACGCUGGAUGAGAUGAGUACCGAGGAGCUCCAAGCCAUUCGCACGCUUAUCUUUAUUGACUGUCCAUGGCAGAAAGCCCCCGUGAUCAUGACAGAUGAUGCCAUCGCGCAUUUGCGACAUGUGAAGCUUGCUCGCCCGCCACAAGAGAGCAACUUUUGGCGCUACCACAAAGCAGGAGCCGGUUGCGUCUCUACAAUCGAAGCGAUUCAUCUCAUGCUGGAGGAGUACACUGCAGCAGCAAAAACGAGAUCGAUGUCCUUGAGGGAGGGCUCGGAAAUCACGCAGUUGUCGGACUUGCUCUUCUUUUUCAAGCUGCAGUUCACGCGCAUUGUCGAGCACUGCGAGAAGGAAACAGACGUCGAGCGCAAACCACCGAUGGACGCCGACGAGAAGGAGCGUCGUCGCCUGAUGUACAGUCAGAAAGAACAAGGCAAGAAACGGCGGCUGGAGAACAAGCUACAAACGUGGCACGCACGCUCGCUCGCGAUUCAGUCGGGCGAAAGUCCGCCCGUCACGACGCAAAGCAAGCGCCAUCGCCGAUGCUACAACUGCAAGAAGGACGACCAUCAAUCGAAAGACUGCCCUCAGCCAUGCCGCUACUGCAAGCAGCGCGGUCAUUUUAGUGCCAACUGUAGUAUGAAACAGGCAGCGUACGAGCGCGAGAUGACGUUCCAGCAAACGCCACGUACAAGAGCGUUGUAA